AUGCACCCCCACGGUCAUCCUCAAUCUCACGGUCAUCGACGUCCUUCGGACCAAAGCUAUCGUUCUCUCCCUUCCCCCGUCCCUGCUGGCGGGAUCCUCAACCAACCACAGCAUCUCAACAGUGGAGGUAAUUCAAAUGGGACCAACAAUUCCAGACCACAAUCAGAUUCUGGUGAAUCUUCACGUACAACACUCCUUUAUAGUGGUCAACUACCACCUCCUAUUCCAUCAGGUCCUUCACGCGCUUCUCAUUCGCUUUCCUUCCGCAACACACCCCACUCUGCCCCGGUAGCGAAACAGAAGAAAAGAAGGAUAGCUUUAAGUUGCGCAGAGUGUUCAAAGAGGAAACAAAAGUGUAAUCGAGAAACUCCUUGUCAGCAUUGUAAAGCUAGAGGUGUACCUGAACUUUGUCUACCUUCUAAGGCAGGUGAGGAUAGUUCUGACAAAGAGAAAAAACCUGUCAUCCCUACCAUCAAUCAAAGAGGGAUCAAGAGAAAUAGUCUGAGUUUGAUGGGAGAAUCAAGUAGACCUCAACCAUUACCAACGUUGACUGUACGUGUGACUAGGAUAGAAGCUUUAGUCAAUGCUAUGGUCAAUCGUAUAGAUGGGAUUGAUGAGACCAAAGCUUUACAAGAUUGGCGUAUAAAUCACGCCCCAGCCACUUCACCUUCCCCUUUAGAUUAUCCUCGUAUUUCAUCUGAUGACCAAUCCUUAUCGCCCUCAAGACUUCCGAUGAAUGAUCAAGAAGAUCUUCUGCUAGAAAGGGAAACUGAAGGUAGGGAGGGUGGUGUCACAGCGACGGAUAUCGAUAGAGAUACUAUCAUUCGUAAUCCUUUACCUCAAUCAAUGGUCGAAUCGAACGUCCCACUCGGUUUAGAUUAUCACGGUACACCUGCAGAAAGAAUGACUCGUCUCUUUCAAGAUUGCGGUGUGAACCCAUCAGAAUUGCAGCGACUAGUCAGCGAGCUACCUGGUCCAGGUCUGAGACAUCAACUCACCGAAUGGUUCUUUCGCAAGAUCAACUUUGUUCGGUAUCCCAUAUCACAAGAAAACUUUGGAGACUAUGUCAAAUUAAUAUAUGAAAGUCCCGCUUUGGAAGCAAUGGCUGUCAUCGGUCUUCCAUUAGUUUGUAUAGUAUUCGCUAUGGCUAUUCGUGUGGCACCUCUAGAAUGGAUAGGUGACGAAGAACAACGUCGGACUUAUAGUCUGAAGAUGUAUUGGAAUUCACGAACCGCCAUUAUCCUAUCUUCCGCUCUCAUGGCCGAAAGUCUCCCAUUGGUAGAGACUAAAAUCCUUACGGGUCUAUACUUGGUUUUAAUGCACGAAAGACGUCUGGCGGAAGGAUGGUGUGAAUUUCGAUCUGCUUUAUCAGUCGGACAAGCUAUUUUGCUUCAUCGUGAUGGGACAAAGCUUGGAUUGAAUGCAAAGGUCACGGAAUAUAGGAGAAGGUUAUGGUCUUAUCUCGUACAUGCUGAUGCUACAUACUCGUGUCUCAUAGGUCGACCAACAUCUAUCAACCAAGAUUGUGUAGACACCCAUCCUCCCCUAAAUCUCGACUUGGGUGAAAUAUCCCCCGAUGGUCCUGCUUCACCGAAAUUGAUGGACAUCCCAACAUUCGCUACGUAUUUGAUACUCCGACAUCGUCUAGGAUUGAUAGUGGCAAAGAUCACGAACCAUUUCCAACGAUUGAGAAGUAUGGCAACUUACAAAGUCAUCGAAGAUCUUGAUGCAGAGUUGAAAGAGUUUGUGAAGGACUUACCGGCUGCAUUUCGAAUGCACGACUUUGAUAGAUCUUACGAUACGAAACUGUGGUUCCUCCCAGUACACCGAUAUUAUAUCCAAACGGAGAUUUUGCACUUUACUAUCAUCUUGCAUGUCAGUUUGCUUAUCACCCCCUUCUCUUGGACUCUUGGCUCCUUUUCCUGUCGUCCAUACCUACUCCGCAAACUGCGACAGAACCGUUAUGCAUUAUCCAGGAACGCAUGCUUCGAAGCCGCCGUGACGGAUUGGAAGAUUAGGAAUGCUUUCAAGAGGGACUGUCCUGACUUUUUCGAGACUCUCCUCGGGGGAUCUUUCCGAGAAUUCAACGCAGCAAUGAUCGCCGGAAUCAGUAUCAUCUUGAAUCCCCACGGAUCUCAAGCGGAUGAUAUGAGGAAAAUCAUGAAGAGCUUUAUGGAUCAAUACCCUCAUGAUCCUAAAGCAGACGAUUUUUCUCAAAAGGAAGUUGGCAUUAUCUAUACUCUUCACCGACGGGCAAUGGCCAACGAAGAACUCCGAGCCAAAGAAGAACGUCGAAUGAAAGAAGAAUCCCAUAGACCCCAUCCACCUCAUCAUUCCCACCCUGCACAUCCAACCACCCAUCCCGAUCGUCCUUCCUUCACUGCCAUCUCCUCUGAACGUGAUAAUCGACCUUCUCCACCCCAUCCUCAUCCCUCCAAUCCUCGUCCAUCAACUUCCGGAGGUCCACCCACCACUAACCCGAAUCAAACUCCUUCACGUUCUCCAUUAGUCAACAGUUUCCUCCGAAACGAAGGACGAGCACACUCUCAUUCUUCUCCCGGAAUGGGUAGUAGUUCAGAAGAUGAUCAUCCACAACGUUUGUUAGACCAUUGGAUCUAUUCAAACACUCAAUUCGGACCUGCUGAUACGGCAUUGGGUUUACAACAAUAUCAAGCUUAUCCUCAACCUGGUUUACCGGGUUAUAUCAAUGGCAGUCAAGUACCUCUGAUGCAACAAGGUGGAAUGGUCGGACAAGGGUAUACGGAUCUUGGAGGUUUUGGUGGGUUUGGAGGUUGGGGAGAUCCAAACGUAGGAGGAGGAGGACCUUUGAUGGGUAUGGGUAUGGCGGAUCCUAGUUUGAUGAGUGGGGCUUUGACGGGUGGUAUAAGAGGAUCUUUGGCUGAGACGGAUGGGAAUAAUAGUGUUUAUUGGAACGCUUUAGUGGAUGGUGAGUUUAAACUUUGGAGUUGUUCCUACUUCCCAUCCUUGUCUCCCAAUUUUCGUAUCCUCCUCUCCUUCUUCUUUUUGAAUUUAUCUCAAUUCAUUUCGUUCAUACUCUUCCCAGUCGUCAGAAUAGUACAUCAUCUACUUACACCUCUACUUUCCUGA
This is a messenger RNA of Tremella mesenterica DSM 1558, 3108 nucleotides long. RefSeq lists its product as uncharacterized. Gene Ontology annotation, molecular function: DNA-binding transcription factor activity, RNA polymerase II-specific; zinc ion binding; DNA binding. The record is from RefSeq and is a predicted model, not a curated record. The transcript is spliced from 16 exons. The coding region runs from base 1 to 3108 and encodes 1035 amino acids. Gene Ontology annotation, biological process: DNA-templated transcription; regulation of DNA-templated transcription. Lineage: Eukaryota; Fungi; Basidiomycota; Tremellomycetes; Tremellales; Tremellaceae.